Messenger RNA from Diceros bicornis minor, 3697 nucleotides. RefSeq names its product SEC22 homolog A, vesicle trafficking protein (gene SEC22A). The transcript is spliced from 7 exons. The record is from RefSeq and is a predicted model, not a curated record. Gene Ontology annotation, biological process: endoplasmic reticulum to Golgi vesicle-mediated transport. Bases 650 to 1573 code for a protein of 307 amino acids. NCBI's taxonomy places the organism in Eukaryota, Metazoa, Chordata, Mammalia, Perissodactyla, Rhinocerotidae.
GAAAGCCUCUUGCUGGAAAGUAGAUAUAAAAGAUACUUGUAUGUUGAGUUUUGUUUAUUACUUUUUGAGAGAGUGCCUUCCUGGUACUUUGGGCUCACGGUCAUUACCCCACAAGGUUCUGAAGAAGAGAGGUCAGUAUCUAGUUUUGGGUCUAAAAGGUUGCUAACCACUGCUAUAGUAGUUAGGCAUUGUGGGAGUUUAUUUUCCUCAGCCUUUAGAUAAAUGUUUACUCAGACCUACCUAGAUUCUAGUUUGGGCUUUUUCCUCUGGCUGUUGCCAUUGGGGAAAGGAUAUACAGGCCAGUAUUAAGAUUCCCUAUGAGUUUUCUGCUGCUGUCUAAAGGCAUAUGUAAUAUUUUUUCAGUGUUAAAGGUGAGGAAAAAUGGGCCAGUGGCCUAAAAAUGUAUCUAUGACCCUGAUAAAACUACUACUUCUCCUAAAUCUUCCAUGCAGGUGUUUUAACCGCUUGUUUGCCACUGGCUCUUCCUUGGUUUUCCCAACCACCACCUUGCCUAGAUUCUCUGGAUACGCUAACCCUAGCUUGGCCUUGGUGUGGAUUCCUUUGUCUACUAGCAUAGUCCGGAUAAGAUUGGAGUCUUUUUUUUUUAAGGAACAACAUUAAGAAUCCAAGGUCUUCUCUGUCGAUUGAAAUGUCUAUGAUUUUAUCUGCCUCAGUCAUUCGUGUCAGAGAUGGACUGCCGCUUUCUGCUUCUACUGACUAUGAACAAGGCACAGGCAUGCAGGAAUGCAGAAAGUAUUUUAAAAUGCUCUCGAGGAAACUUGCUCAGCUUCCUGAUAGAUGUACACUGAAAACUGGACAUUAUAACAUUAAUUUUAUUAGCUCUCUGGGAGUGAGCUACAUGAUGUUGUGCACUGAAAAUUACCCAAAUGUUCUGGCCUUCUCUUUCCUGGAUGAGCUUCAGAAGGAGUUCAUUACUGCUUAUAACAUGAUGAAGACAAAUACUGCUGUCAGACCAUACUGUUUCAUUGAAUUUGAUAACUUCAUUCAGAGGACCAAGCAGCGAUAUAAUAAUCCCAGGUCUCUUUCAACAAAGAUAAAUCUGUCUGACAUGCAGACGGAAAUCAAGCUGAGACCCCCUUAUCAAAUUUCCAUGUGUGAACUCGGGUCAGCCAAUGGAGUCACAUCUGCAUUUUCUGUUGACUAUAAAGGUGCUGGUAAGAUUUCUUCUGCUCACCAGCGACUGGAACCAGCAACUCUGUCAGGGAUUGUGGCAUUUAUCCUUAGUCUUUUAUGUGGAGCUCUGAAUUUAAUUCGAGGCUUUCAUGCCAUAGAAAGUCUCCUGCAGAGUGAUGGUGAGGAUUUUAAUUACAUCGUUGCGUUUUUCCUGGGAACAGCAGCUUGCCUUUACCAGUGUUAUUUACUUGUCUACUACACCGGCUGGCGGAAUGUCAAAUCUUUUUUGACUUUUGGCUUAAUCUGUCUAUGCAACAUGUAUCUCUAUGAACUGCGCAACCUCUGGCAGCUUUUCUUUCACGUGACUGUGGGAGCGUUCGUUACACUACAGAUCUGGCUAAGGCAAGCCCAGGGCAAGGCUCCUGAUUAUGAUGUUUGACACCGUCCUUCAGACAUACUGCCUUGGCUGCCGGGGGAAAGAGGAGGGAGCAUAUCUUAACUGCCACUGUGAUAAAGAAACUGUUCACCACAAACGAGAAGCUCUGCUUUCUUUCUCUCCAACUGUCCUUUUUAUUUUAAGUCAGCAUGGCAUGCUUGGGAGCAUGCAAUACCUGCUAGGCAAACUCCUCUCAGAAGAAUGUUGGCCGUAAGAUUAUUAUUCAGAGUCGGAAAAGACGACUUCUCUGCGGGGCUGUAACAGUGAAAGAAGUCAGACGCCAUUGGAAGAUCAGCCAGCAGGCCCGAAUCCUUCUGAAGAGUUCAAUCAAAAAAUAGAUGUGGUACUUGCUCUGAGGACCAAGCAGGAGCUCACCACCUAGGUUUGCCUUUGUGAGGCGUUAGUAGAGAGCAAAUAAAAAGAUGCUGCAGUAAAUUGGAAAGUUUAUGUUUAAAACAAAUGACUUGCUAAAUGUCAGAUUAUUAGCGUAUUUAUGGUACCAUGAGUUUGUGAAGUCCAGGAUGUUGUGGGAUUGGUUCUUUUUUAUUUUUACUUGAAUCUUAACUCUGGAAAUCCCCUGACGUAGAAGGCUGUGGUAAACUCAUCUCUGGAACAUCACAAGUAUUGAAAAUACAUUGACGUGUUUCCUUUUUAGACCACGCUUGUAGUUUCUUUCAAAAUCACUUUUUAAAAAUAUGAUUUGUUACAUUAUAGCCAUUGUUUCCCAAACUUCAGUCACAUGAGUAGUACAUAUACUAUUAUUUACUUAAUAUUUAUCUUUUAAAUUUUAAAAUAUUUUUGUUUGUUUGUUUUGUUUUUUUGUGUGUGUGAGGAAGAUCAGCCCUGAGCUAACAUCUGUCGCCAAUCCUCCUCUUUUUGCUGAGGAAGACUGGCCCUGGGCUAACAUCCGUGCCCAUCUUCCUCUACUUUAUAUGGGAUGCUGCCACAGCAUGGCUUGACAAAUGGUGUGCAGGAUCCCAACCUGCAAACCCCGGGCUGCCGAGACAGAGUGCGUGCACUUAACCACUGCGCCACUGGGCCGGCCCCUUAAAAUAUUUAUAAAAGAAAUUAAUCUCUACUCCAAGAGGAAAACCAGCAUGAGUUUGCCAUAAAUAAAAGGUAACUACAAAAUAAAUAAAAUUAAAACAAAAAAUGUUAUUAAAUUCUAGCUAGAUACUAAUGCCUGCCACGGCUCUGAAUCCAAGAGGCCUGCUCUUUUUUUGUUGGAGUGAGAGAGAUGUGACCCAGCACCAAAAUGGAGCUCUCUCUGUAGAAUUAAAACAGAAGGAUAAAAGAAAAGUGUAAAGGGAAUGACAUUCUCACUGUGAUUCAGCAUUAUUUAAUUCCGUGUUGUGUACCACCUAAAAUCAUCUUAUGUGCCACCAGUGGUGUGGGUCCUGCACUGUGGGGACACUGAACUGUGCUAAGAAAAUCAGAGGUGACUUUUCUCCCAGCGAUUCUUAUUAUUUUAUGGCUUUGAGGAGUUAAGCACCUAGUAUCUUAGAGAACUUACUUGCUUUUUGAUAACAUUAUAAAGAUUGUUCAAGCAGUUAUGAAUUAAUAAUAUAGGAAGCACAGUUUGAUUCCAUUAGCAAAAUCUAGAACUCUCCUAGAUUUGGAAGUUAUCUUCAUGCGUGAUUUUCUUUUGUUUUUUAAAGAAAGGAUUCCAAACAAGGAAUUCAUAAGGUACUAAAAUUUGAUAUCUGGAAAAAUAGUGGACCCAUUAUGUAUAAUUCAUGUCCCUGGACGUAUUUAGUAAGUAGAAGAAAAGUCCAGGAGGGUAAAGUCACUGAACUACCUUGUUUGCCAGAACAAGUAUUCGUAGGUAUGUAUGUCUACAACCGCAAAAUCUUGCUUAUCCAGAAUCUUUUUGCUGCACUCUUCUUUUAGGAGAAUGAGGCAUCAGGGAUUUAUUUAAAACGAGAAACUCCAGUUCAAUUUUCUGCCUCUAACAAAACUGCAUAGAAAUUAUGUAUAUUCUGAGAGAUACUCCAGGGUACCACAUGACCCUAAAUCAUCAAAAUAAAAUUGAUUUAUGUUUGGUAUUUUGUACUUACCGAGCCAGGAAAGUGAAGAGAUUCAAUUACUAAUGGUUAAAACAAUAAAAGUUUUCUUGUAAAUAGUCAA